Molecule: messenger RNA, 872 nt
Organism: Cydia fagiglandana
Lineage: Eukaryota; Metazoa; Arthropoda; Insecta; Lepidoptera; Tortricidae
Product: phospholipase A1 member A-like
Exons: 2
Coding region: 7-849 (280 amino acids)
Biological process (GO): lipid catabolic process
Molecular function (GO): lipase activity
Source: RefSeq, a predicted model, not a curated record
UGGUCCAUGUACCACUAUUACAGAGUAAAAGAAAUAGCCAGCCACCAAGACUUUGAUAUCACGAAGAAAACCUUUCUGUACAUAGGAGGGUAUUGGGAUUCCACGGCGUGGGGGCUUGGUCUGACAUUGGGGAGUAUUUAUAAGCAAUUGGGAUAUAAUGUGCUCCUUUUGGAUACUGUGUAUUUUACCACCACAUAUUUUGUCGACUCCGCACGCCUGAUGCGCGAAGUUGGCAAGUACGGGGCAGAAAUGCUAGCAACCCUAACUACACUCGGACUCGACCCUACAACCCUGGAGAUAGCCGGCCUCAGUCUAGGCGCUGAGACCAUGAGCUUCGUAGCUAAAAACUACCGGAGGAUAACCGGGAAAAAUAUCUCCAUGCUCGUUGGCAUGGACACCGGGGGUCCCUGCUUCAGACAUCUAGGACCGGAUGACAGAUUAGAUCCGUCAGACGCCGAUUUUGUCCUGGCCAUCAUCACGAACAGCGAGGGUUUUGGAAUAGGUACCCCUGUUGGACACGCGUCGUUCUACGUCAAUGGGGGGGAGUGGCAACCAGGAGAAAUCUCUUGGUUGCCAUGCGAUGUCAUGUGCAGUCAUUUAAGAGCAUAUUUUCUCUGGAUAGCAGCUCUGUUAAACCCUGGUAAACUAAUCGCUGUGCAAUGUGAUACUGUGGCACAAGCGAAAGAUGGUGAUUGCUAUGACAGAAAGCCACAAGUGACAAAUACAAUGGAUUUGACUAUUGAUAAAAGCAAACCUGGUAUAUAUUAUCUGCGAACGUCCAAUAGGUAUCCGUUUGGUUUGGGGAAGAAUGGGUUAAGGAAGAAAGGAAAGUCUGUGUCAUAUUUUUAAAAUUACUAAAUAUUUGUACUGAA